Adelges cooleyi (spruce gall adelgid) is the source of this 3060-nucleotide messenger RNA. It is a transcript of the gene ple, whose product is annotated as tyrosine 3-monooxygenase. Gene Ontology annotation, biological process: dopamine biosynthetic process from tyrosine. Gene Ontology annotation, molecular function: tyrosine 3-monooxygenase activity; iron ion binding. Bases 473 to 2185 code for a protein of 570 amino acids. The transcript has 11 exons. The record is from RefSeq and is a predicted model, not a curated record. Lineage: Eukaryota; Metazoa; Arthropoda; Insecta; Hemiptera; Adelgidae. Gene Ontology annotation, cellular component: cytoplasm; axon; perikaryon.
UUUUCAUUCGCAUCCGAGUGCACGUGACACGCGUGUUCAGCCGCCGGUCGACGUAAACAUACUUGUAUUUGUUUCGGGUUCUCUAGCCGUUAAUAGCGACAAAUAGAGGAUAAGCAAUUUUCCGAUUUUUCUCGUCCGGUCACAGAAAAAUCCGAGAAGUCCUACUUCGAAUACUCCCUAGUAUUCGAUAAUCUGUUGUCGAUUUCGAGAGCACAUCUGAUAGUACACGUUUUCGAAAGUCUAUUGUAUAUCUCUCGUCGGGAAGAGAUUAAUAACCACUAUAACGAAACUAGACAAGUUGUCGACCCGCGCAUUAUUUGCAAAAAUUUUUUUUAAACUCGCGUCGCCCCGCAGUUUUUUUUUGGUGAUCUAAUUCACGCCGGAUUUUACGCUGGAGUUUGGAGCUUACGGAGUGUUGUUGUAUAGUCUUGGAAGAGGAAAAGUAGUAGCCAAAGAAAAACCGCAAGUAAACAUGGCACUUGCAGCAGCCCAGAAGAGCCGAGAAAUGUUCGCCAUCAAGAAGUCGUACAGCAUCGAGAAUGGAUAUCCGGCAAGGAGACGUUCGCUCGUGGACGACGCCAGAUUUGAGACGCUCGUCGUCAAACAAACCAAACAGGCCGUACUCGAGGAAGCCCGCGAAUUGGCAGACGACGCCUCUUUGGCGACCGACGCAGCCGUAACGCAUUUCGCCAGUCAACUGCAGCGUCAACACCAAGCUCAAAUUAACCCAUUGGAAUACGAAGACCAGGGUUUUGAAUCUGAAGAAAAACUCAACGAACAAGAGUCUUUUACCGAAGAAUCGUCUGAACCGUCGUCGGAAUAUGACGACUCAGAUGCUGGACUUACAGAGGAGGAGGUACUAUUGGAAAAGUCUGCAAGCCAAGACAAAGAUGCGGAGUUGGCCGUGCAGAAGACUACUUUGGUGCUGCGCUUACGCGAAGACAUUGACAGCUGCUUCGCCAGAUUACUCAACAUUAUUAACACCGGAAAAGGCAAAGUUAUCCACAUUGAAUCAAGACCGUCUAAGGAACGCGGAGUUAAAUUCGACAUUUUGGUCAAAGUGGACAUAACUAGGAAACAUUUAUUAUCACUAUUAAAAUCCCUCAGACAAAGCUCUACAUUGGCCAGCGUUACGGUUCUAGCCGAAGACAACACAAACGUUAAGGACCCGUGGUUCCCGAAACAUGCCCGCGAUUUGGACAACUGCAACCACUUAAUGACUAAAUACGAACCCGAGUUGGACAUGAACCACCCCGGUUUCUCCGACCAGGUUUACCGCGCCCGGAGGAAGGAAAUCGCCAACGUCGCUUUCGAUUACAAAUACGGUGACUCUAUCCCGCAAAUCGAUUACACCGCCGACGAACUGUCCACGUGGUCGGCCGUUUUCAACACCGUAUUAGACUUGAUGCCCAAGCACUUUUGCAUGGAAUACAGGAACGCGUUCAAAUUGCUGCAAGACGACAAAAUCUUCACCGCCGACAAGAUCCCACAGCUGUACGAGAUGUCCGAUUUUCUGAAGAAACACACCGGCUUCACACUUAGACCGGCAGCCGGUUUGCUCACAGCCCGCGAUUUCCUCGCCAGCCUCGCGUUCCGUGUGUUCCAGAGCACCCAAUACAUUCGGCACAGUACCACCCCGUUCCACACCCCAGAACCCGAUUACAUCCACGAAGUUCUUGGACACAUGCCGUUAUUGGCCGACCCGAGUUUUGCUCAGUUCUCACAAGAAUUGGGCUUGGCCUCGCUGGGAGCGUCCGACGAAGAAAUCGAAAAACUCUCGACCGUGUACUGGUUUACCAUCGAAUUCGGACUUUGCAAGGAACACGGAGAAGUGAAGGCUUACGGUGCCGGACUCUUGUCUGCUUACGGUGAACUUUUGCACGCAGUUUCUGGCAAACCCGAACUCAGACCGUUCGAACCGUCUAUCACGGCGGUUCAACCGUACCAAGACCAAGAAUACCAACCAAUCUACUUUGUCGCCGAAAGCUUCGAAGACGCUAAAGACAAAUUCAGGAAAUGGGUGUCCACCAUGUCACGACCUUUCGAAGUCCGUUACAAUCCACACACCCAAAAAGCAGAGAUCCUAGAUUCCGUCGAGCAACUCAACAACCUGAUGACCCAACUAAAUUUAGAAAUGUUGCAUCUCAACACUGCAAUGACCAAAUUGAAAAUGAGAUCCGGUUAAAUGGACUAUAUUCCACCGAAUUCAUACGACAACCGAUUAGUAUUGCUUUUAAAAAACGCGUUUUUAAAUGUAAUAUUUGAUUAUGUACGAUUUGUAACUUAUAUCUUUUAUCAUAUUUGUGUGUCUUCGGCGUGUUUCUAGUCACCGGUGACGAUGGAACAACUUUUUGUUUAUUCUACCGGCAAGAUCUCUCGGAAAAUAAUGUUUAUUAUUAUUUAUUACAUUUAUUGCUCAUCAUAAGCUAAACAGAUAUAGCCCAUGCGUCGUAACUCCUAGUUAUGAACGUAUGCACGUUACCUUAUUUAAAUUUUACAAAUAAUAAUCGUCAUUCGUGACACUUCAAUUACCAUUAUUCCAUGAUAAACAAUCAUUUUUUCUUCCUAAUAAUAUUUAAAUCAGCAAUAAGCCAAAAUUAUUGUAUAGAUACUUUAAUGAUAGUGCUAUAAUAUCUAACUAUAUAAAUAUUAUUUUUCUUAUUUAUUCUAUUUAAAACAUUAUAUUAUUAUUAUUAUUAUUAUUAUUAUUAUUAUUAUUAUUAUGUCACUCAAGUGUCUUAGGCGUAGAAUCGUAAUUAUUGUUUAAUGUGAGAGCUAAGUAUGUGUUACUUCGGUAUAGUCUGUAAGCUAUUCUCGCUAUAGUAUAUUACAUAAAUAUUUUUAGUUUUAUUUAAAUGGAAUUUCUUUUUCUUUUAAUUGAGUUUAUUAAGCUAUGUAGCCCACAAGGCUAUUAAGCAACAUAUACUUAAAGCGUAAAGAUAAAUAGAAAAUAAACUAUUGUUAUUUCUCUAAUCUAUACCUAGAGAAAUAUAUAUACCAUUGUUCAUAAAAUUAAAAAAAAAUCAAAUAUUAUAUAAUAAUAUAUACACGUAUACUUAA